ACCAGAGAGUGCCGUAACAAUUACAUUAGGCCAACCCUUCAUCGUGGACAUCGGGGACUUCCUUCGGAUCUAAAAAUUCGAAGAAAAACUGGACAGCGGGUACCAUUUCCAACCGCAACCUGAAUCAUUCCUUGAGAGAGAAGAGAGACGAACAUGAAGAGAGUGUUAGUGGUUGGAGGCACAGGUUACUUAGGCCAGCAUCUACUGCAAGGCCUUUCAGAGAUCCAAGAAUCAACCCAUUACGAUCUUGCUUUCACAUACCACACCAACCCUCCUCCUCAGCCGUUGCUCGACGCCAUCCCCCAAGCGCUAGCUUUCCACCUCGAUUUACGGACCGGAAAUGGGUUCGACGUUAUCUCUCAAGCAUUUGGCCAGCCUCACGUGGUGGUCAAUUGUGCUGCACUAUCCGUUCCUCGUACCUGUGAAAUGGACCCUACAGCUGCCAUGUCUAUUAACGUGCCCUCUGCCCUUGUAAAAUGGUUAUCAAGCUUUAAAGAGAGCAAUACACUUCUGAUUCAUCUAUCAACUGAUCAAGUCUAUGAAGGGGUAAAGUCCUUCUACAAGGAAGACGAUGAAACUGCUCCUGUGAACUUCUAUGGGAGAUCUAAAGUGGCAGCAGAGCAAUUCAUUUCUAAAGACUGCUUGAACUUUGCUAUUUUGAGAAGCAGUAUCAUCUUUGGGCCACAGACCAUUUCCCCUGUUCCAAAAUCCCUUCCAAUUCAGUGGAUGGAUAGUGUACUCUCGAAAGGAGAUAAAAUGGAGUUCUUUCAUGACGAGUUUCGUUGCCCUGUGUUUGUCAAGGAUGUUGUGACUGUCAUACUGUUACUGUCAAACACAUGGAUCUCAGAGGGUAAGCAAAUGCAGUUGCUCUUAAACAUUGGUGGACCAGACAGGUUGUCCCGUGCUCAGAUGGCUGAAGCUGUGGCACAAUUCAGAGGAUACAAUAGCUCACUAAUCAAACCAGUGUCUGCAGCAUCAGUUGAUCGCGGUGUCAAGUCUCCAGCUGACAUAUCCAUGGAUAUCUCCAAACUGAUCCAAACACUAGGAAUUUCUCCUAUUUCGUUCAAAGACGGUGUCAGAUUGACGCUUGCAGCUGAAGCUGGUUCUUGAUGGUUAAAAACUGUGUACGUCUUGUAUAUGGUUUCUUCAUUCUUUGAUUUAUGAUCCUACUGUGACUGUGGUGUGCUUAUUCACUCACCCUUACGAUUAUACAUGUGAUACAAGUUCUGAAACAUUAUCUUGAUACAUAUGGAGUUGAGGGACGGUGCCUCCGGCAAAUGGGUUGUCUGUGAUGGGACUAGUUAUUGCAUUUAGAGCCUAAUAUGAUCAUACGGUACUGCAA
Molecule: messenger RNA, 1342 nt
Organism: Rhododendron vialii
Lineage: Eukaryota; Viridiplantae; Streptophyta; Magnoliopsida; Ericales; Ericaceae
Exons: 6
Coding region: 154-1110 (318 amino acids)
Source: RefSeq, a predicted model, not a curated record